AUGAUCAAAAGUAAAGUAGGUACGUAUAUGUAAAUUCUCUUAAAUCUGUAACUUGUAGAAAAUAAUUGUAACUGUAUGUAUGUAAUAAUAUAGUAAGAUAUAACUAUAAUAUUCAUGAAUAUUUUGUGUAUGGAUAUGAUAAUAUGAUGAUUCUUUUAACAUGUAAUGAUUUGUGAUAAUUAAUAAUUUACAAUAUAUUUUCUUAACCUCUAGGUUUUCAAUUGUUUUCACGUUUACUUUUUAAUUUUAACUUUUAACUACUUUACAGAACACGUGAAAGGAGAAAACCUAUGGUGUUACCAAUGCAAUACCAAUCUAAGAAACGGGCAUACAAGAGAAUGUAACGAUCCUUACAUCCCAGCACCUUAUUUCGACUUAGUUCUGUGUCCUCAAAACGAGUCGCAACAUUGCCUUAAAAGCAUCAUCGACUGUGCGUAUAAAAUGUUACCUUGAAACUAGUGAGACUAUAAAAACUAUUUUUCUUAAUGUAGAUGGGGAUGUGCUAGUGACGGUGCGAGGUUGCGUGCCGUCACGAGAAAUCGACGGAUAUUGCCAACCAGAGGAACGUUUUUCAAAAUCUAGCGUUGCAUGUUCUUUCUGCAAAAAUUAUGCUUGUAACAUUCAAAAUUCUAUUCACAUAUUCUUUUUAUAUAAUUUAGCAUUUAUAUUAGCUUUGAUUAGUGUAAUAUUGUAUUUACAGUAAUAUUUACUUUAUGUCUUAUUUAAUCCUUAAUCAUUUCAAUCACGAAAUAUUACAGUUAGGGAUCGAAUAACUGUCAUAAAUAUAUAGGUUAUUUGUUGAACUUUUAACUUUUAAAUCAUUUCUUUUCUGUUUCAAGUUAACUUUAUACAUUAAUACUUUAAUUAAUAUUUGAAAGAGAUAUUGUUUCCCAAACUUUCCUAUGUUUUUCAUAUACAAAUAUUUAUAUAUAUAAUUUAUAUAUUUAUAUAAUAAAACUUCACUGAUUCAUGUUUCAAACUCAGACACUAUAAUAUUUUACAGCAAAUCUGCUUGUUAUAAUUUUUACUUUUUAGAGCAGAAUAAAUAUAAAUAUAAGAAAAUAUAAGAAAAUAAAUUUGUACAAAAAAAAUUUUAGUGAAUGCACUAUAUUUGUUAAACAGUCUUCUUAACACAGAAAAGAUAUUAAUUAGAAAAUUACAAUUAUUUUGUUAUUGAAAUUUUUUUAAUUUUAUUUGAUCCUUGCAACAUAUAAAAUAACUGAUUCUACAGAUACAUAAAAUGUUUUAGAAUUUUGAAGUUGAAUGUAUAGUUAAAUUCGUUUUCUUCAGAUUAUGUAGUUAUAUUUGAAGAAAAAAACUUUAUGUUUUAAUUCUGUCCUUUUAAUGCAUCUAAUAUAAAGGGUACCCAUAAAUAAUAUCGUUUUUUGUUACUGUACAAAAUUUUAUUUUAUUUAAGAGUUAAUACAGUUUUAAUCUGUAAUAUAAUUUCUAUCAUUAUUGACAAUUUUUGCCCAUCUUUCUGAUUUUUGCCCAAUUUUCUAUUUUCUUCUUGUGAAAAUGAAGGUGGUUUUGAAGUAAAAUAUUCUUGUGCAGUUUUAAUAGCUGUCGCAGUAGAAAAUUUUUUCCACGAAAAAAAUGUUCCAUAAAUCUGAAACGAUGGUAAUCUGAUGAUGCAGCAUCAGGUGAAUACGAUGAGUGAGGGAGUACUUCCCAGUUUAACUCCUUGAUUUUUUUCUUGGGUGAUUCUUUUUUGGGUGACACUAUGAGGUCUUGCAUUAUUAUGCUGGAAAAUAACAAUUAAUCAGGCUUUGGACGUUUUUGAAACAAGAUUUAGUCCAUCAAGCUGAGUAUAAUAAUAUUCAGCAGUUAUGAUUUCAUUUGGAUUCAAAACCCUAGUGAAUAAUUCCUGUGAAAUCCUACUAUACUGACAGCAACAAUUUUUUAAGGUGAAAACCUGGUUUUGGAAUCAGCAGAAAUGGUUGGCCUGGUGUCAACCAUUGUUUUUUCUCUUGUGGAUUGCUGUAUAGAAUUCAUUUUUUAUCUCCAGUAACAAUUUGUCAAAGAAAAGAUAUCUGCCUAACCUGGACAGAAGUGCACUGUAGAUGGUUACACAUUUGAAUUUUGUUUUCAAUCAACUAAAAAAAUUGAUGAGGCACUCACAUUUCUUCUCUUUGCACUUUUCAGUUGUUUUAAACAUUGUUGACUAAAAUAAAAGAAAAAUCAAAAUCAUGAUUUUAAUUUUUCUGAAUAAAAACAUGGAGCAUAAAAUUGUUUUUUAUAAUUAUAAAAUUAUCAACUACGGUCAAUAUAUUAAUUUCAAAUAUGUACAACUUUUAUGAUCAAUCUUUUAUUCAUCGCUUUAAAUAUGAUGAAAAAAUGAUUUAAGAAAUAAAAAAAUCAAAAUGAUCAAAAAAUGAUUAAAAAAAUCGAAUGUGUAUUUUUUGUAUAUACAAAUUUCAACUUCCUCACAUUUUAAUGUAAGCUAUUUAUGAUAUUGACGUAAUUUUUAGAAAAAAUACAAUGAAUUAAUAUAUCUAAAAACUAAGAAGCUCAGAUAUCAGAAAUUCAAAUUAUUUAAAAUUUUGAUUAGCAUUACAAUACGAUUUGGUUGUCUUGAUUGAUUAUAAAGAACACGAAAGUAUUUAAACAAUUAAUUAUUUAUUAUGUUGAUAAGCCAGUAUAUUCAAUGGAAUCAUAUUUAGUAUUAAUUAUACAUAUGUUUAAGACUAUUCAUUGAUGUUUUGCUAAAUAGAUGUAUAUACGUUUGCGAUAAAUGACUUAUACUUACUAUAUAUACUUAUACAUAUUUAAUGUAGUUUGAUAUUUGUUUCACAUUAUAAUAUACAUUAAUCAAAUUUUAAACUUUUACAAAAUACAUACGAUUCGUAAACUCGAAAAUUCAUAAAUUACUAUGAUAAAUAUUCAAAAUUGUAUUUUGUAUCUGUGAAUCUUUCUGUAUUUGUAAAUCUACCGAAGAAAAGAAAAUACUCAAUAUUUAUCGAAGAUAAUAAAAUUUUUUUUAAUAUUUUGCAGAUUCUUUGUUGUACAAAAUAUUAUUUAAUUUUUUCCGUUUUAAAACAUACAUAAUACUUGUUACAAAACUUUCAUUUAUUUACAUGCUUUGCAUUAUUUUGAAAUAAUAAUCCUAAUCGCAGUAGUUUAUAAUAUUUGCUUAAAAUAAGUUGUGGAUUCGAUUUUGGGUGUAUUUCUAAUGUAAUUUUAAUAUUUAAAGUUGAACAUAUUUAAAACUGCUAUGAGAAAGAGUAAUUAAUAAAACGCUGUUCAAUGAUAAAUAAUAUAAUAACAAAUGAUAUUCGAUCAAUGUAAUAAUAGUGAAUAAUAUAUGUAGAACAUAAUCAUCUUAUUAUAAUCAAAUAACAAAAUUACUAUAACAUUAACGAUAAACUUCUUUCAUUAUAUAUUUUAUGUACUUAUAAUUUUUUAUAUAAUUUUAUAAAGAAUUUUUAUAUAAAUUUAUAAAGAUUUUGAAACCUUUUUUUAUUUGUAAAAAAAUGUUAUAGAAACAUACAUCUAUUUCCUACUCUAUGAGUAAGUUAUAAGCCUAUAAGAAACUUUUUUCUUCAGCUUUUUAUAUUGUAUGCAUUUUGUUAAUGAAAGAGAAGAAGAUGUUGAUUGACCGGAAAAGGCUGUUGGCUUUGAAGUCAGAAAUUAAAUGGUCUUAUGAAUGAACAGAGAGACUGUCCAGUCGAUGUAACCUUUGUAUCGAUGAUGGUAAGUUCUAACCAUAUAAUACUUACGAAAUCAUGUAUGCGUGGAUACACACAUAUUUACGUAUAGACGCAUCUGGGUGAAGAGAAGGGGUCAAAUGCUAGAGUCAAUUCGGUAAUAUCACGCAGGGUUAAAUGGUCUCCUGACCCCUGACAAGUCUUUCUUAACGAGUCGGUAAGUUCACUUUGCAAUCCUAUCGUUUAACAUCUGUAACCAAUUCGAGUAUGUAUUUUUUUUUUUUUUUUUUUAGAUGGUUCGAUAAAAUUUGCUAA
Molecule: messenger RNA, 3962 nt
Organism: Heterotrigona itama
Lineage: Eukaryota; Metazoa; Arthropoda; Insecta; Hymenoptera; Apidae
Source: the annotation of a GenBank genome assembly